AUGGCACCCUCAGCGAUUACGGAGACGGUGGCGAGUGUGUUGCCUGUCAUGAAGAAGACUGAAGCACCGGAAGGCAAAGGCCAGGUCGUUGCUCUGGAGAAGACUCCACUUGAAGCUAUAUCUCACGGAAUCGUGAUGCCAGGCAUCCCGAUAUUCCCCAGUUUUGUCGAGGAGCGAAAACACACACUGGUACACAUGGCGGCGACCUUCCGGUUCUUCCACCGCUGCGGUUUCACAGAAGGCAUGAGUGGACACAUCUCCGUCCGCGAUCCCGAGCACCAAGGCCUGAUCUGGAUGAACCCCCUUGGACGCCACUUCGGCCUAAUAACGGCCGGAGACAUGAUAUGCCUCGAGAUUGAAACCGGGCGUAUCGUAGGCGGCAACCUGACCCGUCCGGCCAACUCAGCAGGGUACCUCAUCCACUCGGCCGUGCACAAGCGCCGCCCUCACGACGUCCAUGCUGUUUGCCACGCCCACACCAACGCGGGUCGGGCGUGGUCUGUUUUCGCGCGACCCCUAGAGAUGCUGAGCCAAGAUAUCUGCAACUUCCACAACGCACAUGCCGUGUACGCCCGGUACGGCGGGAUUGUAUUCGGUGACGAGGAGGGGCAGGCCAUCGCCGAUUCACUGGGCGAGCAUAACAAGGGUGCCAUCCUGAUGAACCACGGUUUGAUCACGGUUGGGGAGACGGUAGACGAAGCUGGUUUCAUGUUCGGCCUGCUAGACCGCGGGUGCCAGAUGCAGUUGCAGGUCGAGGCGGCCGCUGCGGCGGGUAUCAAGAAGAACAUCAUCAGCGACGAGGAGGCGUCGUACAACUUCAAGAUGGCGAGCGAGAAAAAUGCGCUGUACCGCGAGGCUCAGCCGGAUUUGGAAUAUGAGUUCGAGAUGGCUGGAGGCGAGGAGGUUGUGGCAAGGGGGUUCGAGGCCCUGUCGCCGCUAAAGUUGUAG
This is a messenger RNA of Pseudomassariella vexata, 948 nucleotides long. Its product is annotated as class II aldolase. The record is from RefSeq and is a predicted model, not a curated record. The transcript has 2 exons. NCBI's taxonomy places the organism in Eukaryota, Fungi, Ascomycota, Sordariomycetes, Amphisphaeriales, Pseudomassariaceae. Gene Ontology annotation, cellular component: cytoskeleton. Gene Ontology annotation, molecular function: actin filament binding. Bases 1 to 948 code for a protein of 315 amino acids.